Sugiyamaella lignohabitans is the source of this 3177-nucleotide messenger RNA. RefSeq names its product DNA-dependent ATPase RAD54 (gene RAD54). Gene Ontology annotation, molecular function: DNA translocase activity; hydrolase activity, acting on acid anhydrides; ATP binding. Lineage: Eukaryota; Fungi; Ascomycota; Dipodascomycetes; Dipodascales; Trichomonascaceae. Gene Ontology annotation, cellular component: nucleus. The record is from RefSeq and is a predicted model, not a curated record. Gene Ontology annotation, biological process: reciprocal meiotic recombination; double-strand break repair via synthesis-dependent strand annealing. The coding region runs from base 1 to 3177 and encodes 1058 amino acids. The transcript has a single exon.
AUGAUGGCAGAAGUUAGACCCCGAACAACGACAAGAAAAAGGCUGCCUCGAUUAACCUCGAGCGGAGGGUCGGACCUUGUGGUCAUUCCAUACGACCAGCAUGAAGAACCAACUCCAAUACUUCAAAAUACUAUCAAUGAAUGUAUUCUGCCCGAUAAUGGUGGUAUUAUAGAUGGAUAUGAACCUAUUUAUCUUGAUAACGAGACGGAUGUGAAUUUAAUAGAUGGACUAAUGGUCGUACCAGACCAUGCAACGGGUAUUGAUGGGUUACCUAUAACGCCUAUCGACACGUCUCCUUCUCAUACAGAUGUUAUGUCCAUUGGAGCUGUACUUUCUAAUUCACAGCCUACGGAGUUGAGUCUUGAUAAUGGUGAUACUCUGGGGGAAAUCGAGGAAGUCAGCACACCUGUUGCUGAGAAAAGUCAGCCUAAAUCACGUAAGGAGAGCAAGUCCAAAGCCGACUCUCAGAAGAAGAGCAAAUCAAGCCAAGGAAGUUCUCAAAAUAUGAACCAAGCCAAGUCUCGAAGCCAGAAACGAAGUCAAAGUCAGAACCAAAUCGUCGAGAAUAUUGCUCUAGAGGAAGAGGAAAAUGAGGUCAAGGAAGCAGAGAAAACAGAAGAAAAUCAGGAAGUUAUAAAGAAACCCAAAUCGUUACCACGUCGUCCACGACCCUUUGAUCUUGCUUCUCCAUGUACACCUAUUCACUCUUCAGCAAUUAGACGACCCCAGUCUGCUCAGAAUUCUCCUCUGGGAAUCAAUAAACGUCUAAAAACCGACCCGCUGUCAACGAUUACAAAACCAUUCAGAGUGCCCACUAAAAGUGCUAUUAAUGCCAACCGUCCAUUUUCACGUAGAGAUGAUUUGUCUCGAAGUGCAUCUCGAAAAAUUAAGAGCUAUGCUGAGAUCGAAAAUAUAGAGACUGAGCAAUUCAAUAAAGAAAUUGAGCAACCUGCUUCCCCUUAUACUCCAGGAGGCGGUAUUAAAAGAUUAGGUACGAAAGUGGAUCCAGCACUUAAGAAUUCGAUUGAUGCUUCAGACAUGAUUCUUGGUCGGAGGUUUAUCACGCCAUUAAAGGAGAAGCCGCUUAACAUGGGACCAUCUGCUGCGCUAGGUAUGAAGCGACGACAUGAGUUUGUGCCUCGACCACUUCAUGAUCCCAGUGGUGAGUUUGCUAUUGUUCUUUUUGACCCUACUAUUGACGACGAGCCUGUUGAAGAGAUUGACCCAAAUAAGAUUGUUGAAGGCAGCGAAGAUGAGAAUCUCGGCGAAACUGAAGUAACACCUGUGGCACCCACGACUCCUUCUAAGCCCAGUCUUGCUGAUAUUUUAGGACUGUCCAAUGAGAAGAAAAAAGUCUACCCCAAGGUACCAGUUGUUAUUGAUCCUAGACUGGCCAAGAUUUUACGUCCUCAUCAAGUUGAAGGUGUUAAAUUCCUGUAUAAAUGCGUUACUGGACGAGUACAGAAGGAUGCUAAUGGAUGCAUUAUGGCAGAUGAAAUGGGUCUUGGUAAAACGCUUCAGUGCAUUACAUUAAUGUGGACUCUUCUCAAGCAGUCACCUGAGGGAAAUGGAGGCACCAUCAGUAAAUGUAUUGUUGUGUGUCCUUCAAGUUUAGUCCGAAAUUGGGCGAAUGAGCUUGUGAAGUGGUUAGGAGAAGGUGCUAUAACUCCCUUGGCGGCUGAUGGCAAGAGCGUAAAAAAUGCCGAUCUCAGUGCUGCUUUACGUCAAUGGAGUACAGCCAGUGGACGGCAAAUUGUUCGACCAGUUCUAAUCAUCUCCUAUGAGACUCUUAGACGUCAUUGUGAUGAUCUUCGUAAUACUGAGAUUGGACUUCUUUUAGCCGAUGAGGGACAUCGUCUGAAGAAUGGCGAAUCUUUGACAUUCACAGCCCUUGAUGCACUUAACGUUCAACGAAGAGUCAUUCUGUCUGGUACUCCCAUUCAAAAUGAUCUUUCGGAAUAUUUCUCUCUCCUAUCGUUUGCUAAUCCUGGACUCCUGGGAACAAGGCUCGAGUUCCGUAAGAAUUAUGAAAAUGCCAUUCUUAAGGGUCGUGACUCGUUUGCUACGGAAGAAGAAGUGACAGAUGGUGAAACCAAACUCAAAGAACUCUCUCUACUGGUCAGCAGAUUUAUCAUCCGCCGAACGAACGAUAUAUUGUCCAAGUAUCUUCCUGUGAAGUAUGAGCAUGUUGUAUUCUGCAACAUGACCGAGUUCCAAAUUAAUCUCUACAACAAAUUCAUCGCCUCCCCCGACGUGAAAAAGGUAAUCAAGGGAAGCAAAAACAAUCCUUUAAAGUCCAUCGGUAUCCUCAAGAAGCUAUGUAACCACCCAGAUCUUCUCGACUUGUCAAGAGACAUACAAGGAGCUGAGGACGUUCUGCCAUCCGAUUAUGUUCAUCCAAGUCACCGUGGAGGUCGUGAUCGGGGUGUUCGGACAUUGUAUUCAGGUAAAUUUAUGGUUUUGGAAAGGAUGCUCGCGCGUAUUCGUUACGAGACGAAUGACAAAAUUGUCAUCAUCAGUAACUACACACAAACUUUGGAUCUUAUUGAGGCAAUGUGUAGAGAAUCAAGAUAUGGCGCAUUCCGACUCGAUGGUAAAAUGGCAAUCAGUAAACGUCAAAAGUUGGUUGAUAAGUUUAACGACCCUGAAGGAAGUGAGUUUGUCUUUCUUCUUAGUAGUAAGGCCGGUGGAUGUGGUAUCAAUCUGAUUGGCGCCAAUCGUCUCAUUCUUAUGGAUCCCGAUUGGAAUCCUGCGGCAGACCAGCAAGCCCUAGCAAGAGUAUGGCGUGAUGGCCAGAAAAAGGACUGUUUUGUCUACCGGUUUAUCUCUACAGGGUCUAUUGAGGAGAAGAUUUUUCAGCGACAGUCUAUGAAGCAGUCUUUAUCAUCAUGUGUAGUCGACGAGGCUGAGGACGUCGAGCGUCUUUUCUCUUUUAAUGAUUUGAAGAAGCUUUUCUCUUUUGACGGUCAUACACUGUCAGACACCCAUGACACUUUUAAAUGUAAACGAUGCAAAGACAACCGUCAAGUCGCCAAAGCCCCAGCAAUGCUGUACGGAGAUGCCACGACCUGGAAUCAUUUCACCAAACCAGAGUUGGAAAACAUCCAAGAUCUGUUGCUGAGACAAGAAUUAACAGAAGAAAUCGUCAGUUUUGUGUUCCAGUACAUUUCUCACUAA